AAUUAUCAUUCUAAAAAAAAACUCUCUCACGAGGGGGUGAUCGUGAGAGCAAGCCAAGAAAGAGAACAGCGGGAGCAAUGGCGCUUCUCCAUUCCUCUUUAUCUGUUUCUACUCCCACCAACGCUUCUCUUGCAAAUCUACCCUUCUUCAGAAAGCGACCCACAAGCUUGCUCUGUCAUAAAAAAAUUGAAAUGUACAAGAAAUUCAAUCUCUGUUCAAGUUCUAGCUCAAAACCCACCUCAGAAAAUGGACUUUGCAGGAGGGAUUUGAUUCUAUUUGGGCUUUCUUCUUCAUUUGUUCUGACAUUUCCAUCUUCGGGUUCGCUUGCAGAGGAAGAGUUGAAAGUUGCUACAAUGGCUGACCAAAUAAAUGCUUAUUCUUAUAGUUAUCCGGUGGAAUUGCCAUCUACUAAUUUCGCCUUCAAAUGGGUGGAAUCAAGAAAACCAGAACGCUAUUCUUCUGCUGCUCCGUUGUCUCCUGAUGCACGAUUGAGGAUUGUCUCCGAGAGAGUUGAUUUCAUUGACAACCUUGUCAUUUCGGUUACGAUAGGCCCUCCAAAUUCCAUGUUCAUAAAAUCAAAGGACAAGAGUACUUGGUCAGCAAAAGAUGUUGCAGACUCUGUUUUAUCCGACAAAUCCGCAUUGCGGGUCACUUCAAGUCAGCGCCUGGCUGAGAGUUCAGUUCUUGAUACUCAUUCUAGUAAUAUUGAUGGUGAGCCAUACUGGUAUUAUGAAUACCUUGUUCGAAAGUCGCCAACAAAAAUCGUUGGAGAAUCCAACAUUUACAGGCAUUAUGUUGCAUCAACAGCCGAACGAGACGGUUUUCUGUAUUCUAUUAGUGCUUCGACCCUCGGCGCGCAAUGGAACGCAAUGGGACCUUUCCUGCAGAAAAUCGUAGAGUCGUUUCGCCUUCUUCCUCCGACCGAGGACUAUGUUCCUCCAUACAAGGAUCCAUGGAGAUUUUGGUGACAUUUUGUAUAUUGUAGCCCUGCAUUUUCUGGCAAUUUUGUAUCCUAUUCUUUUGUGAUAUGAUUUUACCAAUGAGUUCUAGUUCUAGUGUAUUUUUCGAGAUCUAGGCUUAGCUAAGUGAGAGGAUUUUCUGGGUCAACUUCUAUGCGAAAUUUGGAGAAAGUAGAUCUCUACCUUAUUUAUGUUCAAAAUUUCCCUCUACGAUCAAACUGUGUUGUGAAUUUAAUUGCCAUCACUAUUGUAUAAAACUGCAAAAAGUAUGCCAAUGAUGCAGAAUAAACAGAAGUUUCAUUAAAUGACA
Molecule: messenger RNA, 1269 nt
Organism: Momordica charantia (bitter melon)
Lineage: Eukaryota; Viridiplantae; Streptophyta; Magnoliopsida; Cucurbitales; Cucurbitaceae
Gene: PPD5
Product: PsbP domain protein (Mog1/PsbP/DUF1795-like photosystem II reaction center PsbP family protein)
Biological process (GO): photosynthesis
Cellular component (GO): photosystem II oxygen evolving complex; photosystem II; extrinsic component of membrane
Molecular function (GO): calcium ion binding
Source: RefSeq, a predicted model, not a curated record